Molecule: messenger RNA, 1522 nt
Organism: Mya arenaria
Lineage: Eukaryota; Metazoa; Mollusca; Bivalvia; Myida; Myidae
Product: U3 small nucleolar RNA-interacting protein 2-like
Exons: 14
Coding region: 74-1492 (472 amino acids)
Cellular component (GO): small-subunit processome
Molecular function (GO): protein binding; snoRNA binding
Source: RefSeq, a predicted model, not a curated record
AAGUGUUUUUAAGCGUCCCACACGUGUGUGAAUCUACUUCCGGUUUAAAAAUAUAAACACAGCUUGGCCGAAAAUGUCAUUUUUCAUCAAAGGGAAAGGCAAAUCAAAGCCCAAAUCAAGCAAGCCGCCUGGAGGAAAAAGAAAAUCUGAUCUUUCAGCAUAUCCAUUGAAGAAGAAGAAAUUCCGAGGUGCAGAUGAAGAAAUUGAAAGUGAUUCAGACGUUGGGGAAGAUGAUAUUCAAGAGAAGAUAUAUUCAUCAUCUGAGGAGGAAGAGGAAACAGCGCAGGAGAAAAAGCUUCGGCUGGCCAAACAUUACAUUGCUCAGAUAGAGGCUGAAGAGAGUGGAAAUAUCCUGGCAGAAGAUGUGGACAGGGAUGUCAUCUCCAAGAGGCUUAAACAAGACAUGUUGUUGCAGACUGGCAAGCUGCAGAAGAAGGUGGCAGACAAUCUGGAGACCGUGAAUGCAGACAGCCACAUUUUGUUCCGAGGUCACCAGCUUUCUGUGACCUGCGUCGUCAUCUCCACGGAUAGUCAGUAUGUGUACAGUGGCGGGAAGGACUGUUCCAUUAUUAAAUGGUCAGUGAAAGAGCGUCGGAAGUUAAAGAUGAUACACGGUGGCAGAAAGGGCACAGAGAAAAAACAUGUCGGCCACACAGGACACAUACUGGCUAUGGCAAUCUCUACAGAUGGAAAUUAUCUGGCCACCGGUGAUGCGGACAAGUUGAUCCACUUGUGGGAUGCAGGAACCAUGGAGCUCAUAUACACAUUUAAAGGCCAUAGGGAUGCUGUGACUGGUUUGUCGUUCAGAAAGGACACACAUGAACUGUAUAGCUGUUCCGACGACAGAUCUGUGAAGAUUUGGAACGUGGAUGAGAGAGCUUAUGUGGAAACAUUGUUUGGUCACCAGGACAAGAUUACAGCCAUUGACUGUCUAUCUCGAGAGCGAGCUAUUACAGCGGGUGGACGAGACAGUACUGUUCGGGUCUGGAAAAUCUUGGAGGAAUCACAGCUCGUCUUCAAUGCCCACAAAUUGUGUUCUGUUGACUGUAUAGCCCUCAUUAAUGAAUCCAACUUUAUCUCAGGUGCUGAUGACAAUUCUCUUUCCCUGUGGGGUGCCAUGAAGAAGAAGCCACUUUUCACUCUCCGUAACGUCCACGGGCCAAAACAGGCGGAUGAAAAUGGGAAUCAGCGGCAAUCUGAGGAGGAGAACUGGAUAUCUGCUGUGGCCGCCCUGCACAAUACAGACCUGGUGGCUUCAGCAGGUUCUAAAGAUGGUUGUGUGAGGCUGUGGAAGUGUAUGAACGACUGCCGCAAACUGGAGCCAGUUAUGGCCAUCCCUGUGGUUGGAUUUGUCAACAGUCUACAUUUCUCUACCGAUGGUCAGUAUCUUGUGGCUGGAGUGGGUCAAGAACACAGAUUAGGACGCUGGUGGUCGAAUAAGGCUGCCAAAAACUCCAUCCUUGUCAUACCCCUCAAAUUUAUUGUCACUUAAAUGUAAUAAAAUGUAUCCUACAUAAAAUUG